Molecule: messenger RNA, 1514 nt
Organism: Durusdinium trenchii
Lineage: Eukaryota; Dinophyceae; Suessiales; Symbiodiniaceae
Source: the annotation of a GenBank genome assembly
GACUACUAUAUGCAUGGCUGUUAUUUCUUUGGAAAAGCAAAGCAGCGGCGUCUUCGGACCUUCCCCCAGUCGCCGGAACGCCGGAACGCUGCGCUGUUCCCGGUGACCAGGACCGGUGCCGGUGCUCGGUCGAUGGCGGAGGGCGAUGAGAUGGAGUGGCUCUCAGACUAUGUGCUGAGCUUCCUGAAGUCGCCCACUUGGUCUGCGCCCAUUGCGCAGUUUGUGGAUGAGCAGUGCAUCAUCUUCGAGGAUCAGGAAGAGAACAAGCUAGAGUACACCGAGUGUCACAACGAGUACAAGGAGCUUAUAGAUAGCCGCUUCGCUGCGCAUUUGUUGGAGAUCGACGUGACCAGUGAGCAGUUCGAGCAGUUUUGCCAGAGAGGCUUGUCAACCAAUCCCAGCUUGCAUCGCGUGCUGGUGGAACAGUUGCUGAGCGCAGACGAUUUCCUCAUUUUCAAGGCCAUGAUGACGAAGCGAAAUGCAGAUCUUUACCGAGAGGCCCAAAGACGCGUGGACGCUGGCCUCGAGGAUGAUUUUUAUGAGACCAUGGUGGAGGAAGAUGAUGAGGAGGCCCUGGCGGCCGUUGGCUCCACGGCGGCGCUCGUCGCGGACGAGUGGAAGAUCUACGAGGAGCAACUCUUCAAGGCACUGGAUGAGUCACAGAAGGAGGAUGACCAGCUGGCCAGAGAGCGGCAAAAAGAGGAGGAGGAGAUGGAGCGGGCCAUUGCCCUUUCUUUGGAGGAGGACCGGCGGCACUUCGAGGAGCCCUUUGAACCGGGUUCCGACGAGCCGGCCUCCUCCUCCGCAGCUCCUGCCCCUCCGGUGGAGGUGGCAGCUUCCUCGAGUUCCGGGGGGGUGAGGACUUCCACGCUGCCGCCGUUGAAGCCGUCGGCCGCGCUCGGGCCUUUGAGGCCAGUGAUCCCACGAGUCAUGCGGGUGGCACCCAUGAGCGAAGGCGCUUUCGCCAGCCGCCCGGGAACCGCGACCGCGACAGCGAGUGGGAGUUCGGAGGCGCCGCCGCCGCCACCACCUCCUGCAGAAGAGGCUGAAGAGGCCGCCUCGUCGGAGGUGGUCCCGCCACCGCCUGCACCACCUGCAGCACCGCAGCCGAGCGAGGCGGAGCGUCAGGCUCGCUUCGAACAUCUCCAAAGGCAGCGACAGUUGCUGGUAGAGAAGCGUAACAAGGAGCGGCAGAAGCAGCUGGAGAAUUCUCCCAAACAUGGCCGAAAGGCGGCGGACCUGGCCACCAGUCCCAGCGGCAGUGGCGCACCCAGCAGCCUGGUGCGCGAGCUCACCGGGGAGCCCCGAUCUUCGCCCGAGGCCCAUGCGGCGACCGCAGUGCAGCAGAUGCGGCAGGUUCUGGCUUCGCAGCUCAAGCAGACGCUGAGGCAUGUGUGAACGCGGCAACACCGUGGCCGAUGCUGCACUGGUAGAGCUACCCUGUCAGAACUGAAGCGUAUAACUUAUGACCUAGAGGUCCAAAGACUGUUACUGUAUUGGUACCACCCAGCACC